Saprolegnia diclina VS20 is the source of this 1206-nucleotide messenger RNA. RefSeq lists its product as hypothetical. The record is from RefSeq and is a predicted model, not a curated record. Bases 1 to 1206 code for a protein of 401 amino acids. Lineage: Eukaryota; Oomycota; Saprolegniomycetes; Saprolegniales; Saprolegniaceae. The transcript has 6 exons.
AUGGUCCACGCGUCUGUCUUCGCCGAGCCGCCGCUGGGCGUGCGACGAACCGCUGACGCAGCAGCACCUGCUGGCGCCAAGCGGCCGGACGACGCCGCAGCGCCUGGGCAGCUCUGGGUCGAGCACGUGCACUUUCCGACGAUCAAGAAAACGACCAGCACGCCCGAGUCCUUUCGGGGCAUGAAGCGGCAGACGUCGUCGCGCGUGCUCCAAGAGCUGCGCAGUGCCAACCGCGUCGUGCAGGACCAGCUCGAUGACUUUCGGCGGAAGCUCCUCGAGCUCGACCAAUGGAUCGCGCACGGAGUCACCGAGACUGUGCUCGAGACGCCGUCCGCUGUGCACGCAAAACGAAAGACAAAGCGCUCGCACAAGCGAUCACAUCAUGCCGGCCACGUCACGAGCGAGCCUAUUGUAUCUGCGCCGGCGCUUGCAGCGACAGCCGCGGUGGCAGCAAUACCCUGCAAGCAGCCACGGACCGAAGGCGAUGGCGUAAUACCACCGCCGCCGAGCGAUCCAAACCUCGGCGACACGCAAGCAGCACCAGACGAUGCGCCAUGUACGACCACGGGCUGCUGGCAGUUCCUCCACGACUUUGGUUUUUUCAAACACCUCUCGUCGCUCGAGGUCGACCGCGCCCUCGAAAUUGAGCAUCCAAGGGUAUCCAGUCCCUUGGAGCCCGCGACAGACUCGGACGACGGCUCGACAUCCUCGUUGGCGUCGUCCGACCGUCCCGUGCUCCUCGACAAGCUGUCGCCGCCAACCGACUGUCUCACGAGCCGACUUCUCGGUGCCCUAGUGGAAGAAGGCGAGCACGACGAGGCGUCGGACGUCGACUGCAAACCACUCGAGACGCCAGCCAGCUUCCACGUCGAUGUGGACGAGGCCAACGUCUUCUUGCGCAAGGAGCUCGAGGCCAUUGGGGUCUUGGACGCUGACGACGAUGCGGCGGUCGCCCGAGACGACGACGAGGUGAGCGUUGAGCUCCGCAAGUGCGAGCAGGAGCUUGCGCGCCACCUCCUUGCCACCAACCAGCGCAAGAGCGCCCUUUACCGCGUGCUCCAAGCAAGGGCCGAGACCAACACGUCGGCCGAGGACCACGCGACGCUCAAACAGUACCACAAGCUCCAGCGCAAGCGGCAGGACGCCAAGCGAAAACGCAAGCAGUCGGGCAAGAAGCACCACAAGCAGCAGAAGCGCCAGGUCUAG